Anguilla rostrata (American eel) is the source of this 2746-nucleotide messenger RNA. RefSeq names its product CD276 antigen-like. NCBI's taxonomy places the organism in Eukaryota, Metazoa, Chordata, Actinopteri, Anguilliformes, Anguillidae. The record is from RefSeq and is a predicted model, not a curated record. Gene Ontology annotation, biological process: regulation of cytokine production; T cell receptor signaling pathway. The transcript has 3 exons. Gene Ontology annotation, molecular function: signaling receptor binding. Gene Ontology annotation, cellular component: external side of plasma membrane. The annotation marks the transcript as partial.
GGUGAAUUUGAGAUAAAGGUGCCCAGUCUGCCUCUAGUGGCCAUUCAUGGGCACAGCACGGUCCUGAGCUGCACCUUCCCCGUGAACGGGGCCUUUGACCUGGGCAGCAGCGUCAUCACCUGGCGACGGCACCUGGAGGUGGUCCACAGCUUCUACCACAGCCGUGACGAGCUGAGCCUGCAGAGCCGUCGCUAUGCCAACCGUACCAGCCUGUACCAUUCGGAGCUAGAGCGGGGAAACGCCUCCCUCCGGCUGGAUCGUACCACUCCUGAGGAUGCGGGGGAGUACUCCUGCUGUGUCAUCACACUGACCGGCAGCCAGAGGAAAUCCUGCCGUGUGAAAAUUGCAGCAUCCUACACGGAGCCCCACCUGCAGGUGAGCAUUUCCCCCCAAAGCGUGGAGCUGAAGCUGACAUCACGGGGGUACCCCGCCCCAAAGGUGCGCUGGCUGGACGCCACGGGGGUGGAGCUCUCUAACGGAACGCAGACGCAGCUCCUGACGGACACGCAGGGGCUCUACGUGGUGUCCAGCUCCCUGACCCAGGAGAGGGGGGCCAACUCCACCCUCACCUUCGUCCUGUGGAACGAGGACCUGCACCAGGAGAUCAGGAGGGAGUUCAGCCUGCUGGCAGCUGCCAUUGUCCAGCGUGAUGAGUCGAGGUCGGCUCUGUAUGCUCUCCUGCCUGUGGCCAUUUUAACAGUCCUGGGAAUUCUGGGAAUCAUCCUGUCCUUGAAGAAGAGCCGCUGUUUCCCUGGACCCGAUAGUACAGCCACUAGGGAAGAAAAUACCUCCCUGAAAACGGCUCCCCAAAGCAGUGAACAGGAAUGGAAACUAAAGAACGGAGCCACUUUACUUUAUUGAACUGCUGAACGUUAACCCUUUGAAGAGAAGGUUUUUGGCAGUGGUUCUUUUCUUCAAUAUUCCAUGGAAGUGUUCUAGAACGCCAUUGAUUUCAGUUACCAGUACUGCUUGUUACAUCAGUAUUAGAAUGUUCAGUUAAGAACAUUGGGCCUCAUUCACCAAUAUCUUCCUAAGUUUUUUUAAAAAUUUGUUCUUGAGAAAGGUCCUAAGAAAAGUCUACGUCAGAUUCAUGACGUGUUCUUAAUCCGCAGAAUUGUUCGCAACCUUGUUCUUAUAAUGAUGAAUCCCAUUGUCCUCGUAAACUGAAAGCGCAUGCCAGUUCUUCCUAAUUAGCAUAGGUAAAAGCCCUACCAGUUCCCAUAAAAGGGCAUGAGACUGCAGGGCCGUGUGCACACACAGAAAUCACACACCAGAAUUGAAAAGAAAAGUUAAGAGAGAAGUCAAGAAUGCCCAAACGAAAAUCUAAAGACGGUGGAGCACCGGACUCCAAAACGUAAGAAAAACUUCAAUAGUUCUGAAGUGGAGGUAUUGCUGCAGGAAGUGAAUAGCAAACGACUUGUCAUAUUUAGUAGCGUCAGUAGUGGAUAUAAAAUAACAAAAAAAAAAAAGAUGCAUGGGAUGCUAUUACUUGUUCAGUGAAUGCUGUAUCCGAAGAAGGUUGCACAACUGAUGAAGUAGAAAAAAAUGGUUUGAUGUCAAAUCUGAGGCAAAAAAAAAAAAAUGCUGGUGCGAGUGGGCACAAGGAAUUGCGUGUUAUGCAUUCAAACGACAAAGCGCUUCUCGUCACAUUAAUACCGCUAAUUAAAUCAAUCGGCAGUAAACUGCAUCCGAGAAACUAGCUGUUUCAACCCGUCGCUGCACAAAACACUGCACAAAAAAUGUAUUGCCAGUCAUUUUGGUAUCACCCCCCUUUGAUGGUGUCACCCAGUGCGGUCCACACCUCCCUAGUGACGCCUCUGAAUAAGUGUUCUCUUCUUCAACAUGUCCAAAAGUGUUACCCAAGUGCUUAGUUUGUAUUCACAAUUUAAACAUUUGCUUUUGCAGUAUAGACCAAACAUUGCAUAAUUGAAACCCCCCAAAAUAAAAGGUCACUACAAUGGUUUGAUUUUUAUCAUUUAUUUACAGAUGAACUCCCGCUGAGGCAACCACCCUCUGAGGUGGAACCUGGCACCUUAAUGCUUUGUAAAAUAAUGAAAAUAAUUAUUAAAAAAUAUAAUAAAUGAUGAAAAUAUUAUUGUAAUUUAAAUCCUAUAAUAUUAUACAACUGUAGAAUUGAAGAAAACGCAAGAACCAAUUAUUUUGCACAAACAUGUCAGCACUCAAGUGUGCUCUUGAGUGUGUGUAGAUUCUGUUCUUACCUAAGAACAAACCCCAAAUAAGAAAACAUGGGUGAAUGUCAGAAUCUUUGUGAAAACUGUGUAAGUGGGUUUUAAGAAGAGAAUCCUUCUUAUGAACGGUCGAUGAAUGAGGCCCAUUGUAAUCUCAUAUUUGUGAUGUUACACCUUAAAGAGUUAAAAGGAACAAGUUAACUUGCAUUUUAGUGCUUUAUGAUUGUUUUAUUUACACUGGCUGGUCCAUCUUACAGACUCUGGUAAGUUUCACACUUGCUGACUCCCUGUCAGCACAGUCAACAGUCCGUUUUAAUUUCGAGGUCUGAUGAGGAGCACACUUUUGUAAACCGCUUUACAAUUUGAAUCUUCUCAAGUCAUUUUUAUCAAAAACAUUAAGGGUGUCUUCCUUGUGCUUAAUAUAAAUAACUUGACAGGAAAAGCCAGGUGACUAGCCCAGUAUUCAGCAUGACACUACGUGACACGUGAUACUGCAUGACACAGAAUGACACUGACCAACCACUGUGUCAUGCUGCCACCACUUCCUGCUUCCUGUA